Messenger RNA from Fundulus heteroclitus (mummichog), 6789 nucleotides. RefSeq names its product small nuclear ribonucleoprotein 200 (U5) (gene snrnp200). The transcript has 44 exons. Gene Ontology annotation, cellular component: nucleus. Lineage: Eukaryota; Metazoa; Chordata; Actinopteri; Cyprinodontiformes; Fundulidae. Gene Ontology annotation, molecular function: nucleic acid binding; ATP binding. Bases 235 to 6645 code for a protein of 2136 amino acids. The record is from RefSeq and is a predicted model, not a curated record.
GUCAGUUGACACCGGAAGAGGAAACCAAGGGGAGUCCGUUGUGCGCUCGUGUUAGCAGCGGUUUUGCUACGUAGGAGAAACGCAAUAUCUCCGAGAUUAAUCAGAAAGACUUUCGUCUCAAAUCCCAGCAAUACACCGAUGCGCAGGUGGUUUCAGUGAACGGACAGAGUGCAGUCAGCUCUGUGAACAUUUCGCCGUCGGCAGAGCGGCGCGAGCUGAGAGAACAGCGGCACCAUGGCGGACGUUACUGCUCGUAACCUGCAGUAUGAGUACAAAGCGAACUCGAACUUGGUGCUGCAAGCCGAUCGCUCUCUGAUCGACCGGACACGGAGAGAUGAGCCCACCGGAGAGGUGCUGUCCCUGGUGGGGAAGCUGGAGGGGACCAAGAUGGGGGACAAGGCUCAGAGGACCAAACCCCAGAAGCUGGAGGAGAGACGGGACAAGAGGAGAAAGAGAGACGAGGACAGACACGACAUCAACAAAAUGAAAGGCUUUACCCUCCUGUCCGAGGGGAUUGAUGAAAUGGUGGGCAUCGUGUACAAGCCCAAAACCAAAGAAACCAGGGAGACCUACGAAGUGCUGCUGAGCUUCAUCCACGCAGCUUUGGGCGAUCAGCCUCGUGAUAUUCUGUGUGGAGCAGCUGAUGAAGUGUUGGCGGUGCUGAAGAACGACAAGAUGAGGGACAAAGAAAGGCGGCGUGAGGUGGAGCAGCUUCUCGGGCCGUCGGAUGACACGCGUUAUCAUGUGCUGGUAAACCUGGGAAAGAAGAUCACAGACUACGGCGGAGACAAGGACCUGCAGAACAUGGACGACAACAUUGAUGAAACGUAUGGCGUCAACGUACAGUUUGAAUCUGAUGAGGAGGAAGGAGACGAGGACCAGUUUGGCGAAGUUCGAGACGAGCACUCGGAUGAAGACAGCGAAGGAGAAGAGGCCGUUGUGUCCACCAGGCUCACGGCAAACCUCGGUGAGGCGGGGGAUGUGAUGUCGGAGAAGAAGAAACAGUUGCAUCCUCGGGACAUCGAUGCCUUCUGGCUCCAGCGUCAGCUCAGUCGGUUCUACGAUGACGCCAUCGUCUCCCAAAAGAAGGCAGACGAAGUCUUAGAAAUCCUCAAGACUGCUAGUGAUGACAGAGAAUGUGAGAACCAGCUGGUGCUGCUGUUAGGCUUCAACACCUUCGAUUUCAUCAAAGUCCUCCGUCAGCACCGUCGCAUGAUUCAGUAUUGCACCAUGCUGGCCAGCGCUCAGAGUGAGGCGGAAAAGGAACGGAUCAUUGGGAAGAUGGAGUCGGAUCAGGAACUGUCAAAGAUUCUCUACCAGCUGCAGGAGACGGAGAAGGAGGACAUUAUCAGAGAAGAACGAUCUCGCAGGGAGAGGGUGAGGAAGUCUCGAGUAGAUGACUUGGAAGCAAUGGACGUUGACCACGGAGAGUCGGUGAUGCCGCGGCAGCUUCUGGACCUUGAGGACCUGGCUUUCACUCAGGGCAGCCACUUCAUGGCCAACAAGCGCUGCCAGCUGCCAGACGGCUCUUUUCGUAAGCAGCGUAAAGGUUACGAAGAAGUCCACGUGCCGGCUCUCAAGCCCAAAGCCUUCGGAGACGACGAGGUACUCGUCUCCAUAGACAAGCUGCCCAAGUACGCCCAGGCCGGAUUCGAAGGCUUCAAGUCUCUAAACCGCAUUCAGAGCAAGCUGUUCAAGACCACCAUGGAGACGGAUGAAAACCUGCUGGUGUGCGCGCCUACGGGAGCUGGUAAGACCAACGUCGCCUUGAUGGCCAUGCUGAGAGAAAUCGGGAAGCACAUAAACAUGGACGGCACGAUUAAUGUGGACGACUUCAAAAUCAUCUACAUCGCACCCAUGCGCUCGCUCGUCCAGGAGAUGGUGGGGAGCUUCGGCAAGCGGCUGGCGAGUUACGGCAUCAUCGUGUCCGAGCUGACCGGAGACCACCAGCUCUGCAAAGAGGAGAUCAACGCCACCCAGAUCAUCGUCUGCACCCCGGAGAAAUGGGACAUCAUCACCCGGAAAGGCGGAGAGCGCACGUACACCCAGCUCGUGCGCCUCAUCAUCAUCGAUGAAAUCCACCUGCUGCACGACGACCGUGGGCCCGUGCUGGAGUCUCUGGUGGCCAGGACCAUCCGUAACGUGGAGCUGACCCAGGAGGACGUGCGUCUGAUCGGUCUCAGCGCCACGCUGCCCAACUACGAGGACGUGGCGACCUGCCUACGCGUCGAUCCCGCAAAGGGGCUGUUUUACUUCGACAACAGUUUCCGCCCCGUGCCCCUGGAGCAGACGUACGUCGGUAUCACAGAAAAGAAGGCCAUCAAGCGUUUCCAAAUCAUGAACGAGAUCGUCUAUGAAAAGAUCAUGGAGCACGCUGGAAAGAACCAGGUGCUGGUGUUCGUCCACUCCAGGAAGGAGACAGGAAAGACCGCCAGAGCCAUAAGGGACAUGUGCUUGGAGAAGGACGCCCUCGGCCUGUUCCUGAGGGAGGGCUCCGCAUCCACCGAAGUGUUGAGAACCGAGGCAGAACAAUGCAAAAACUUGGAGCUGAAGGAUUUGCUUCCCUACGGCUUUGCCAUCCACCACGCCGGGAUGACCAGAGUGGACCGUACGCUGGUGGAGGAUCUGUUUGCGGAUCGCCACAUCCAGGUCCUGGUGUCCACGGCCACUCUGGCCUGGGGUGUGAACCUGCCGGCUCACACUGUCAUCAUCAAGGGAACGCAGGUUUACAGCCCAGAGAAAGGCAGGUGGACGGAGCUGGGAGCGCUGGACAUUUUACAGAUGCUGGGUCGAGCCGGCCGUCCGCAGUACGACACCAAGGGAGAGGGAAUCCUGAUCACCUCCCACGGAGAGCUGCAGUAUUACCUGUCGCUGCUGAACCAGCAGCUGCCCAUCGAGAGUCAGAUGGUAGCCAAGCUCCCCGACAUGCUCAACGCCGAGAUAGUGCUGGGAAAUGUUCAGAACGUGAAGGACGCGGUGAACUGGCUCGGCUACACCUACCUGUACGUGCGCAUGCUCCGCAACCCGACGCUGUACGGAGUGUCUCACGAUGACCGAGGCUCAGACCCGCUGCUGGAGAGGCGAAGGACGGACCUGAUUCACACGGCGGCCAACGUCCUGGACAAGAACAGCCUCAUCAAAUAUGACAAGAGGAUCGGUUGCUUCCAGGUAACAGACCUGGGGCGCAUCGCCAGCCACUUCUACAUCACCCACGACUCAAUUCAGACCUACAACCAGCUGCUGAAACCCACUCUCAGUGAGAUCGAGCUCUUCCGGGUCUUUUCGCUGUCCUCAGAGUUCAGGAACAUCACAGUGAGAGAGGAGGAAAAACUUGAGCUUCAGAAGCUGCUGGAAAGAGUUCCCAUUCCUGUAAAGGAGAGCAUUGAGGAGCCCAGUGCUAAGAUUAAUGUCCUGCUCCAAGCUUUCAUCUCUCAACUCAAGCUGGAAGGCUUUGCCUUGAUGGCAGACAUGGUGUAUGUUACGCAGAGUGCUGGUCGAUUAAUGCGCGCCAUAUUUGAGAUUGUGCUCAGCCGAGGCUGGGCCCAGCUCACAGACAAGACCAUGAAUCUCUGCAAGAUGAUCGACAAACGCAUGUGGCAGUCCAUGUCUCCGCUGCGGCAGUUCAAGAAGCUGCCUGAAGAAGUGGUGAAGAAGAUCGAGAAGAAGAACUUCCCCUUCGAGCGUCUCUACGAUCUCAACCACAACGAGAUCGGCGAGCUGAUCCGAAUGCCGAAGAUGGGGAAGACCAUUCAUAAAUACGUGCACCAGUUCCCCAAGCUGGACCUGGCCGUCCACAUUCAGCCAAUCACGCGCUCCACGCUCAAAGUGGAGCUGACCAUCACACCGGACUUCCAGUGGGACGACAAGAUUCACGCAUCGUCCGAAGCCUUCUGGAUCCUGGUGGAGGAUGUCGACAGCGAGGUCAUCCUCCACCAUGAGUACUUCCUCCUGAAGGCCAAGUACGCCCAGGACGAGCAUCUCGUGACGUUCUUUGUGCCGGUGUUUGAGCCUUUACCUCCACAGUACUUCAUCCGGGUCGUCUCGGACCGAUGGCUCUCGUGUGAGACGCAGCUGCCGGUGUCCUUCCGUCACCUUAUCCUCCCAGAGAAGUACCCCCCGCCCACCGAGCUGCUGGAUCUACAGCCGCUGCCCGUCACCGCUCUCAGGAACUCGGCCUUCGAGGCUCUUUAUCAGAACAAGUUCCCCUUCUUUAAUCCCAUCCAGACACAAGUGUUCAACGCCGUGUACAACAGUGACGAUAAUGUGUUUGUGGGAGCUCCAACCGGCAGCGGGAAGACCAUCUGCGCCGAGUUCGCCAUCCUGAGGAUGCUACUGCACAACUCAGAGGGUCGCUGCGUUUACAUCACCCCGAUGGAAGCACUGGCCGAGCAGGUGUUUGUUGACUGGCACCAGAAGUUCCAGGACAUCCUGAACAAGAAGGUGGUUCUGCUGACGGGAGAAACCAGCACGGAUCUGAAGCUGCUGGGGAAAGGAGACAUCAUCGUCAGCACGCCUGACAAGUGGGACAUCCUGUCGCGCCGCUGGAAGCAGCGCAAGAACGUCCAGAACGUCAGCCUUUUCAUCGUGGACGAGACGCACCUCAUCGGAGGAGAAAAUGGACCUGUGCUGGAGGUGAUCUGCUCAAGGAUGAGGUACAUCUCCUCUCAAAUCGAGCGUCCUAUCCGCAUCGUGGCCCUCAGCUCCUCCUUGUCCAACGCCAAAGACGUGGCCCACUGGCUGGGCUGCAGCACCACGGCCACAUUCAACUUCCACCCCAACGUCAGGCCCGUCCCCCUGGAGCUGCACAUCCAGGGCUUCAACGUGAGCCACACCCAGACCCGCCUGCUGUCCAUGGCGAAGCCGGUGUACCACGCCAUCAUGAAGCAUUCGCCCUCCAAGCCGGCGGUGGUGUUCGUGCCGUCCCGCAGGCAGACCCGCCUCACCGCCAUCGACAUCCUCACGUUCUGCGCCGCCGACGUCGUCCCUCAGAGAUUCCUGCACUGCACCGAGAAAGACUUGGUUCCCUUCCUGGAGAAAAUAAACGACCCCACUCUGAAGGAAACUCUGGCCAACGGCGUGGGGUACCUGCACGAGGGCCUGACUGCCACCGAGCGCAGAAUCGUCGAGCAGCUUUUCAACUCGGGCGCCGUUCAGGUGGUGGUCUCCUCGCGCUCGCUCUGCUGGGGCAUCAACGUCUCGGCGCACCUCGUCAUCGUCAUGGACACCCAGUACUACAACGGAAAAAUCCACGCGUACGUGGACUAUCCCAUCUACGACGUCCUCCAGAUGGUCGGCAAGGCGAACAGGCCCAUGCUGGACGACGAGGGACGCUGCGUGAUCAUGUGUCAGGGCUCUAAGAAGGACUUCUUCAAGAAGUUCCUGUACGAGCCGCUGCCCGUGGAGUCCCACUUGGACCACUGCCUCCACGACCACUUCAACGCCGAGAUCGUCACCAAGACGGUGGAGAACAAGCAGGACGCCGUUGACUACCUGACGUGGACGUUCCUCUACAGGCGCAUGACGCAGAACCCCAACUACUACAACCUGCAAGGCAUGUCCCACCGUCACCUGUCGGACCACCUGUCGGAGCUGGUGGAGAACACCCUGCACGACCUGGAGCAGUCCAAGUGCAUCAGCAUCGAGGACGAAAUGGACGUGGCGCCGCUCAACCUGGGGAUGAUCGCCGCCUACUACUACAUCAACUACACCACCAUCGAGUUGUUCAGUAUGUCCCUGAACGCCAAGACGAAGAUCCGCGGGUUGAUCGAGAUCAUCUCCAACGCGGCUGAAUACAAGAACAUUCCCAUCAGGCACCACGAGGACGCGCUCCUCCGACAGCUGGCGCAGAAAGUGCCCCACAAGCUGAACAACCCCAAGUUCAACGACCCUCACGUGAAGACCAACCUGCUGCUGCAGGCCCACCUCUCCAGGAUGCAGCUGAGCGCCGAGCUCCAGUCCGACACCGAAGACAUCCUGAGCAAGGCGAUCCGUCUGAUCCAGGCCUGCGUGGACGUGCUGUCCAGCAACGGCUGGCUGAGUCCUGCCCUGGCGGCCAUGGAGCUGGCGCAGAUGGUCACCCAGGCCAUGUGGUCCAAGGACUCGUAUCUGAAGCAGCUGCCCCACUUCACCUCCGACCACAUCAAGCGCUGCACAGACAGGGGCGUGGAGAGCAUCUUCGACAUCAUGGAAAUGGAGGACGAGGACAGAUCGUCUCUGCUGCAGCUCUCGGACGGACAUAUGACCGACGUGGCUCGCUUCUGUAACCGCUACCCCAACAUUGAGCUUUCUUAUGACGUAGCAGAGAGGGACAACAUCAAAAGCGGCAGCGCGGUUCUGGUCCAGGUUCAGCUGGAGCGAGAGGAAGAGGUGACCGGCCCCGUCAUCGCGCCACUCUUCCCUCAGAAACGCGAGGAGGGCUGGUGGGUGGUCAUCGGAGACCCCAAGUCAAACAGCCUCAUCUCCAUCAAGAGGCUGACUCUUCAGCAGAAAGCAAAGGUCAAGCUGGACUUUGUAGCGCCGGCCAUGGGCAUCCACAACUACACGCUGUACUUCAUGAGCGACGCGUACAUGGGAUGUGACCAGGAGUACAAAUUCAGCGUGGAUGUGAAAGAGGCCGACAGCGAGGGGGAAAGUGACUCGGACUAGGCAGGAAAUCUCUCCUUGAAAUCUUUUUAAAUUUGAUCCGAGGAGAAUCAAGGGGUUUAUUUUUAUUUUAUUUCCUUUUCUUAACCUGAUUUAUGUUCCUUUGUUUUCACUGUCAGCAUGUCAUUAAAGUUCAGUCUCAUUUUA